AUGUUUGAACCAGGUUUGGGUAAAGUUAAGGGAUUCUCUCAUAAAAUCCGUGAGAAACCUGACGCUGUUCCAGUUCAAGCUGCGUUACGUGCGAUACCGUUUGCUAUUCGGGAGGAAGUUCACAAGGAAUUGGAUCGUUGGGAAAAGGAUGACAUAGUUGAGAAGAUCGAUGCUUCAGAGUGGGUUUCCCCACUUGUUGUCGUUCGUAAGAAAACUGGUAAUAUUCGUCUUUGCGUUGACAUGCGUGCGCCAAAUAAGGAGAUUGUCGUUGACAAGUUUCCUAUUCCCAGCAUUGAUGAAUUACUCGGUGAAUUACGCGGUGCAAAAUACUUUGCUCGUCCAGAUCUAGCCAAUGCUUACCACCAACUUGAACUUAAUGAGGAAAGUCGUGACCUCACAUGCUUUCUGACUCACCAAGUCCUUUACCGUUUCAGGCGCGUUCCAUUUGGGCUUGCGUCCGCGCCCAGUGCUUUUCAGAAAAUGAUGAAGAUCGCCUUACAAGGACUUGAAGGUCUACAGUCGUACUUCGAUGACUUAGUAGUCUACGGCCGUACGUGGGAAGAAUAUCGCAGGAACUUGAAAGCUGUUCUUCGCCGAUUAAGUGAACUAGGAAUCAAGCUCAACCCGGCUAAGUGCGAGUUUGAUUUAACGGAGAUGGAAUUCCUAGGUCACAUGGUUACACCGGAAGGUAUCAAACCUGCUCCUUCCAAUACCCGUGCAAUUCUGGACGCUCCUCCACCUAAGGAUGCCACAACGUUGAAGUCGUUUUUAGGACUUGUUGGAUUCUAUAGUAAAUUCUGCCCUGGCUUUGCUUCCAAAGUAGAGCCAAUGUGCAAGUUGCUUCGUGGAGAUCAGACGUUUGAAUGGUCUGAGGACUGCCAGACUAGUUUCAAAUGUAUCAAGGAGGAUAUUGGGAACCAUAUCACUCUGACCUUGUUUGAUCCUGAUCUGGACAUUGUUGUUACAACAGAUGCUAGUGGUUAUGGACUCGGUGCCUACAUGAGUCAAUACAAGAAUGGUCUUGAACGUAUUGUUACGUGUGCGUCACGUACGUUGACUGAUUCUGAACGUAAAUAUGCAGUGGGAGAACGUGAAGCCCUUGCCUGUGUUUGGGCUUGUGAGAAAUGGCAUACAUACCUAUGGGGUAGACAUUUCACUUUGCGUACUGAUCAUCAGACCCUUACAACGCUCCUGUCAUCCAAAGGUAAUGGUCAUAAGCCGAUGCGUAUCGCUCGUUGGAAUGCUCGACUCUUACAGUACAAUUACACAGUUGAGUAUGAACCAGGUCGUGACGUUUGCUUUGCAGAUGCUCUCUCUAGAUUGCCACUAGAAGAUACUACUGGUUUCGAUAUUGAGGAUGAAGCCAUUUGUUUGAAAUUCGAGGAUGAUACUGCGUGUGUUACUCUCGCUGAAAUAACUACUGCUACCAAUGAGGAUAAAACCUUGCAAAAGGCAAUACGUUACACUGUGAAUGGUUGGCCAGAUAAACUGGAUGCUGUGGACAAAGCUGUCUAUGGUUUGUUCAGAUUCCGAAAGGAGUUGUCUGUUUACAAGCAAAACCUGUUGCGUGGAGAUCGCGUUGUCGUACCGAAAGCGCUUACCGCACGAAUCAUAGAAAUUGCACACCAAUGCCAUCAGGGGAUUGUUCGUACUAAGCAACGUUUACGUGGACUAUACUGGUGGAAUGGUAUGGAUAUACAAGUGGAACAAGCGAUCCACACGUGUACCACUUGUCAGAUGAAUGAUAAAACUGCGUCUACUAGGCCUGCACCGAUGCAGCCUGUUUCACUACCCAAUAAACCAUGGGAAAAACUUUCGAUGGACAUUGUAGGUCCGAAUGAUUGUGCACCACACUCAGAAAGGUUUGCUAUCACUGUGCAUGAUUACUUCAGUAAAUGGCCCGAAGCUGCACUUGUACCACGUGUUACCACUGACGUUGUCAUUUCAUUCCUUCAAGGAAUAUUUUCACGUGAAGGAUACCCUCAAGAGAUUGUUACCGAUCAUGGACCUCAGUUUGUGUCACAUGUUUUUGAAGACUUCUGUGUGAGGAGAAAUAUCCGUCAUACUACUUCAGCUAUCUACCAUCCACAAGCUAAUGGUGCAGUUGAACGUUUCAAUCAGACUUUAGGAAAUACUAUUCAGCUUGCUACCAAAGAGAGAAAAUCUCCUACCCUUGCUGUUCGUGAAUCAUUAUGUGUAUACCGUGCUACACCUCAUGCGACGACGGGAGUUUCACCGUCUGAACUCCUUCAUGGUCGGCGUAUGGUAACAUGA
This is a messenger RNA of Lineus longissimus, 2274 nucleotides long. RefSeq lists its product as uncharacterized. Gene Ontology annotation, biological process: DNA integration. NCBI's taxonomy places the organism in Eukaryota, Metazoa, Nemertea, Pilidiophora, Heteronemertea, Lineidae. The transcript has a single exon. The record is from RefSeq and is a predicted model, not a curated record. Gene Ontology annotation, molecular function: nucleic acid binding. The coding region runs from base 1 to 2274 and encodes 757 amino acids.